GUGUCACCGGGGCUUGCUGAUGCCAGGAGCUGGUCGACGCCGGCUGCGGACAGCAUCUCUCCGAGGACGCAGCACUCCAGGCUCGUUUUCCUGAGUUACUAGGCUCUGCCGGUGCGGACUGGCGGCGUUCCUCCUCUGCCGGCCAUACCGGCACCGUCACUGGGCUUCCGACCGGGCGGGGCGCGGGGUGACGAGGUGCGUGCCUCCCGCCGGGCGCGUGAGUGCGCCUGAGUGGCUUCUCUGUGACCGCGGCCCCCGACGCUCGCGGCUGCAGGGUUCCCCUGCGUCUCUGUGCUCAUCCCCUGGGGAGGGGGACAGCGUCCCGCCAGCUGAGAAUCGCGCAGCUCCAGCUACUGCGGUCUCGUCACCUUCCUGCCCCGAGAACCGGGCGCUUGAAGAUGCCCCGAUAAUAAGGAUUUACACCCAGAAGUGUCCUAGGAAGGGAGAAAACAGACCGCCGUGAUAGGAUCCCUGUUGUACCUUGAGAGUCCUGUGGGAAAAGCGGACCAACUGUUCGGAGGUCCUCGGAGGUGGUCGUAAAUUGUUCUGUAGGCUCUGAUUCUUUUUCCUUUCCUCAGUUCUGUUUUUCUGCAGGAGAAGGACACAGAGAGAAAUAAUAGUGUACGUCGUAAAGACUUUCUUGAACUCUGGCUUCCCUGGACUCUGCACGUUUCCAGGAGAGAAACCUGGAAAAUUGAGUUCUGACAGUUCUAAAAACCAUGCCCCACUGGUUGGUGACUUUCAGGGAUGUGGCCAUAGACUUCUCUCAGGAGGAGUGGGAAUACCUCAACCCUGCUCAGAGGGAAUUGUACAGGGAUGUGAUGCUGGAGAACUAUAGCAACUUGUUGUCACUGGCUGGAUGUUCAGUCCCUAAGCCAGAUGUGUCCUCCUUACUGGAGCAAGGAAAGGAUCCCUGGAUGAUGGUGAUAGCCAUGACAAGAAGACGAAGCUCAGACUUUGAAUCCAGCUGUGAGGCCAAGAAGCCAUCUGCAGAAAAGAGUAUUUAUAAAAUGGAAUCACUCCAGUGGGAGAUAAUGGGAAAGUCUCUGGGCCAUGACCUUGAGUACCAUCGUCCUGGAGGCAUCAUAGAAUACAAAGGCCAGCUUAAGAGUCAGCAGAGAAAUCAGGAGGCACUUUUCAUGCAUGUGAAAACCUGUGAAGAAAAGACCACUCAAAUUCAUUCCACAUCCCCUACGCUUCAUCAGGUAAUUCCUACAAAGGAGCAAGUGUACAAAUGUAAGGAAUGUAGACAAGCCUUCAGCUACCUGUCCUGCCUUAUUCAGCACGAGAAAACUCAUAAUGAACAAAAUUCGGAAAUCAAGAAACGUAGGAAGACCUUCAGCAAAAAGCCAAGCUAUAGUCAGCAUCCGAGGAUUCAGACUGGUGAGAAACCAUAUGAGUGUAUGGAGUGUGGAAAGGCCUUUGGCCGUAGUUCCGAUCUGAUUCAGCAUCAGAAAAUUCAUACUAAUGAAAAACCCUAUCAAUGUAAAGCAUGUGGGAAAGCCUUUAUUCGUGGCUCCCAGCUCACUGAACACCAGAGAGUUCAUACAGGAGAGAAACCCUAUGAAUGUAAGAAAUGUGGGAAAGCCUUUAGUUAUAGUUCACAGUAUACUCUUCAUCAGAGAAUUCAUAGUGGUGAAAAACCCUAUGAAUGUAAGGAAUGUGGCAAGGCCUUUAUUCUUAGCUCUCAACUUACUUACCAUCAGAGAAUUCAUAGCGGUGAAAAACCCUUUAAGUGUAAGGAAUGUGGAAAGGCCUUUAUUCUUGGUUCACACCUUACUUAUCAUCAGAGAGUUCAUACUGGUGAAAAGCCUUAUAGAUGUAAAGAAUGUGGGAAAGCUUUUUUAUGUGCCUCCCAACUUAAUGAGCAUCAGAGGAUUCAUACAGGUGAGAAACCCUAUGAAUGUAAAGAAUGUGGCAAGGCCUUUAUUCGUGGCUCACAACUUACUUACCAUCUGAGAGUUCAUACAGGUGAGAAACCCUAUAAAUGUAAAGAAUGUGGAAAAGCCUUUAUUUGUAAUUCUAAUCUCACUCAACAUCAGAGAAUUCAUAGUAAUGAAAAACCGUACAAAUGUAAAGAAUGUGGAAAGGCCUUUAAUUGCUGCAAACAACUUAGUGAACACCAGAGAAUUCAUACAGGUGAGAAACCCUUUGAAUGCAAGGAAUGUGGAAAGGCCUUUAUUCGUGGUGCAUAUCUUACUCAACACCAGAAAAUUCAUGGUGAGAAACAUUACGAAUGUAAGGUCUGUGGGAAGGCCUUUAUUCGUGUCACACAACUUACUUAUCAUCAGAGAAUUCAUACAGGUGAAAAACCCUACAAAUGUAAGGAAUGUGACAAGGCCUUUACUUAUGGCUCACAACUUAGUGAACACCAAAGACUUCAUAGAGGUGAAAAACCCUAUGAGUGUAAGCAGUGUGGGAAGGCCUUUAUUCGUGGUUCACACCUUACUGAACAUCAGAAAACUCAUACUGGGGAGAAGCCCUAUGAAUGUAAGGAAUGUGGGAAGGCCUUUAGUCGUGGAUCAGAACUUAAUCUACAUCAAAGGAUCCAUACUGGUGAGAAACCCUAUACAUGUGUUGAAUGUGGUAAAGAUUUUAUACGUCAUUCACAACUUACUAAGCAUCUGAGGCUUCAUAAUCAAGAAAGCCACUGAAUGUGAUGUAAUCUAAGAAAGCCUUCCCUUGUCAUCAGUGGCUCUGGUAUUGCAGAGACAUCCUUUCAUUUCAGCACACAUUCAACCCUUUUAGAAAGCCUAUAUUACCUUCUGGGAGCCCUAGUGGCGCAGUGGUUAAGUGCUCUAAGUGCUCAGCUGCCAACCGAAAAGUGGGCGUUUUGAACCCACCAGCCACUGCACAGGAGAAAGAU
Messenger RNA from Trichechus manatus latirostris (Florida manatee), 2866 nucleotides. RefSeq names its product zinc finger protein 571-like. The transcript is spliced from 5 exons. Lineage: Eukaryota; Metazoa; Chordata; Mammalia; Sirenia; Trichechidae. The record is from RefSeq and is a predicted model, not a curated record. Gene Ontology annotation, biological process: regulation of DNA-templated transcription. Bases 720 to 2654 code for a protein of 644 amino acids.